AUGGCUGACAAAGUAAGAGACACCCAUCAGUUCCUCUACCAGAAGGCCAAAUAUAUUGGGCUUGGCGAUGCAGAUACGACUCGGGAGCAGUUUAUCACUAAUGUACAGAGAGAUACGCUAGCGUCAGUGGCCAUGCACGACAGUUUGCUCACGUAUAAUGCUGUGGCUACCAAUACUCAUCGUGAGUUGUUGAGGCAGCAAACUAUUAAGAAGAUGGUUCAACCAAUGAGAAAGACUGAGAAUGGACCGUGA
This is a messenger RNA of Sungouiella intermedia, 252 nucleotides long. The record is from the annotation of a GenBank genome assembly. NCBI's taxonomy places the organism in Eukaryota, Fungi, Ascomycota, Pichiomycetes, Serinales, Metschnikowiaceae.